AUGAAUUUAUUAAACAUCGCUAAACAACUUCUUUAUUUGGCUGAAACUGAAUACACAUCUGAAAAAUCUGCAGCAACUGCCGAUGAAAUCUUUGCUGCCGAACGACUGUUCGAAAUUCUGAAGUCGUUCCAAGACAGCUACUUCAAUGAGUUGUAUUCUUACGAGACUCUCGAAUUUGAAGAUGACUUUGACGGAAUGACUGAUGAAGAAGAAGACGGCGAUGGAAGUGAUGAUUACAAUGAGAAUGAACAUUCUGAUUUAAAAAGUUGUUUUACGUUAGAAGAAAUGGAAAAGAUAGUCGAAUGGGUUGACCAACAUCCGAAUGCUGGAUUCGCAACUAUUUCCCAUCGAUUUAGAAAAGUCAAAUACAUGCAUUAUAUUUCAAGAUUCAGACAAUACAUCGAAAACAACGGCACGAGAUUAGAAAAAUUAAAGCAAAUUAAAGAAUUUAUGUUUAAUGAAUUUUAUGUGAAAAGAACAAUUGAAAAAGAAGCCGUUCAUGAUACUGAUGUGGAACUUUUUGCAGUUCAAAAAGCAAGAGAAUUAGAUUGA
Adineta ricciae is the source of this 552-nucleotide messenger RNA. The record is from the annotation of a GenBank genome assembly. Lineage: Eukaryota; Metazoa; Rotifera; Eurotatoria; Adinetida; Adinetidae.